AAUUUUUCAAUACUUCUUUUAACGCACCUAAUAUGGACGAUUUUGCUCAAUUUAGUGAGUUUUUAAAUGUGAUAAAGACUUACAAAAUGUUUUAACUUUAACAAUGAUGAUCUACGACUGCUAACUAUUUCAAAUAUCAUUAUAUAAAUAAAACAACGCAGUUUUUAAUUCUGUUUGAUCACGUGAUCUCUCGUAAAAAAAAGUUCAUAGGUAAGCUCUUUUUAUAAACAUUUCAUAGGCUUGUUUUAUGAAUUGAACAUAUGUUAAUACGUAGCCAGUUAAUUGUAUGCAUUAUUUCAAUUUAUAUUCCUAAAUGGUAAACUAUCGAGCAAGAAAAAAAUGAUUAAGCUCAUAAGAAAUUAAUAUAGGCCUACAACAUUUAAAAUUGUAUUGCAAAUUGAAUACUGUCUAUUUCGUAUGAAAAAAGCUUGCAAGAGUAGAUGUGAAAGAGAUUUCCUCUGAAUGAAGAGAAAUAAAUGUUAAAUAGUACGUUUUAACCCUUAACAUUCGUUUUUAUUAUUAACUUUUACCCUUAAAAAAUUCCGUUGAAUAUUUAUUAUCUAUUAAAGUUUCUAUUUAGGUAAUAUAUCUUGAUUAGAAUUGUAGAUAAUAUAUAUAUAUAUAUAUGUACUUAUCCAAAAGAGUUAUUUCAUUAUAUAUAUGUCAAUAAAAUAAGAGGAUCACUGGUUAUUUGUUCUCUUAAAUCCUGUGUUGAUUAAAUUUUAGCAAUGCUCUUUUAUUUAAAGAGAUAUUCAUUGUCUUGUAAUUUCCCUAUCAGAUAAUUAAAAAACAGAAGAAUUGACAAUUAAACAUCUGAACAACACUCCGUAAUGGAUGAUAUUGUUAGGAAAAGUAGACUAUAUAACGAUAGUGGAAAAUCAUCGACUAUUGAUGCUAGGAGUUGUGAAGAUCUAGAUAAAAAAUCCACCGUUGAAUUUUCAUCUAUUUCUCAAUCGCCAUUUUUAAAAAAAGACACUAACAGACUUAGAAUACAUCGAGAAAAAGAAACUGAAAGCGAUAGUAAUGUUAAAACUAAGGAUAAAAAGACUGAAGAUAACGAAAGACGAUCUCGAAGGAGAAUUUAUGGCAAUAAAUCUGAAAAUGAUAAUCAAAUAUUAACGGUAAGAGAAAAUUAUAAAUCUGAGUUAAAGAAAGUUGAAUUACGUAAAAUCGAUAACACGGAGCCAAAGAUUGAUGCUAAAACCGAAAUAGAUAAAAAUAAAGAUGAUAAAUUCAGUAGCGUAUCACUAAGAAAGAAUAUUUUUGAAAAUUCUACUGACUCUAAAAAUUCAACUGUUAAAGAUUAUAAAGUAACAACUGAUAAUGUAUUUAACAUGCCGUUAAUUGCUAAAAAAUUAUCGCCUAUGGAUAAUUUAAAAGACAAUUUGAAAUCGACACUUUCCUUGACGAGAUCACAAAUAGAAAAAAAAUCAACACAAUCGGAUAUAUUACAUAAACCAGAAAACGGUGAGAAGAGUGAAUCUUUUGGUAAUAUUAUUAAGAAAAUGGAAAAUAGCGAAGAUAAUAACGAUUUGAAAGAUGAUACAUUCGUAUCAUCGACAAAAAUCAAUUUAGAAAAUAUGUCUAGAACUCGACGUAGAGUUUAUAAAGAUUCUACAGGAGAUAAGAGUUGGUCCAAAGUGAACAUAGAAACUGUUAAGGAGUCUACCGAAAAAUCAUGCGAUGUAUCGAAUGCGCCUGUUCGACGGAGAAGUAGGGUAAAAAUUACCGAUAAUGAAGUAGGCCCAUCAAAAUAUGACACAGAGGCCGAUUGUAUGACAACAAAACAGGCAGAUAGCGGUAAAAUUGAGGGAGAGGUUAAAACAAUGUAUAGACACGAAGUACAUAGCGGAUUAUACGACAAUGUUACUAUCAUUAAAAAGGCAGAGGAAGAUAGCGAGAGUUACAGUACAGAAGACUCAGAGAUCGAAGAAGAUUCAGAAGAAGAAUCUGAACAGAAUAGACCAUCAGAACAGUUAAAAAGUCAAGCCAAACAAUAUAGAAAUAGCCCAGGAAAAAAUAGGCAUAGUAAAUCUUGGCCAGGAUUGACGAAUACAGAUGAGAAUAAUUCAAUAUUGAAGAAAACUAAAGAAAUCAAAGUUGAAUAUUCAAAAAUCAAUGAAAAUUCACCUGAUACAAAUGAUAUGGAUACAACAGAGGAUAGUGUAAAAACAACUAAAUCACCCUUAAGGAGAGCUGUGUCUGAUAAUUCACAGUCGACAAAGGAUGGAUUAGUAUCCAUAAAAGACAGAUUGGCCGCUUUAAAGAAAAAUAACGAAGAAGGGUGGAAGAAACGAGUUGAUAAAUCAACUUUACCAGAUGAUAAUAUUUCAGCUAGAAAUAAAGUAUUGAAUAAACUCGAAAAUGCAGCCGAUAAAUGGAGAGAUAGAGUUAAAAAUGAAGGAAGCGAUAUAAAUAAAUUUUCCGUAACAGCUAUUGUUGCAUCAGGACAGGCCAAAUUGACCUAUUCUCCACUUCUUGCUAAAAAGCAAAGUGAUAGGCAAAGAGCUAUUUCCACUCAAAAACUUUUUGAAGAUUUAGUCUUCGAUGAUGAAGUUGAAGAAAAAGAGAAACAAGCUAACUUGAAGAAACAACCAGAGAAAUUAAAUAAUUUUCCAAAGAAUUCUAGUGUCAGAAAAGUUAAAGUUGCCAAAAUUGCUGAUAGCGAUUUUGAUAAUUUCUUUCCAAAGUACGAAAAUAAUGACGAAGUGUUUGAAACUACUCAGGAAUAUGAUUUUGAUAAAGAAUUCGCAAACGUUCAAAGACUUAAAGUCAUAAAAAGGGUAAAACCUAGUAGAAAACAACAAGGAACUUGGAAAGCUUUAAAAAGUGAAUAUGCAUCAUCUGAAUAUCAUGAAACAUUCACACCUCCAGAAGUAAACAAAAAGAAAAAUUUCCCAACUGAAGUAAGGAUCGCUGAUGAAAUUGCUAAGGAAUUAGAAGGAGCUGCUGCCAAUUUAAAAAAGUCUGAUUCCUUUAAUAUCAAAGAUACUGAUUUACCACCAUUUCACAUUGAUCAACCAAUGUUGAUAUUAGUAAAAGGUAGGAGAAAGUGCCAUCUGAGGUUGGUAAAACCUAUACCAGAAUCAGUGAAUAGUGGGGACUCUUACAUUUUGGUUACCAAGGAUAAGGUAUUCGCCUGGCUAGGAAAAUUAUCAAAUUUAAUUGAACAAAGAAAAGCAACUGCUAAAGCCAAAGAGAUUGCUAGGACAAAAGAUUUAUGCUAUAGGGGUAACUUACCCGCUCAAAUAAUUAAAGAGACUGAAAAAUUUUCUACCAAAGAAUUUUGGCAGACCUUAGGUGGUAAUACCAAUAGUAAACCUUCCGAUGCUGCUGAAAAUGAAGAAGAUGAUUUCUACGAAGAGUGUUCACUAUUAACCAAUAGAAUUUAUUAUUUACAAGAAAAUAAAUUAGUCUGUGACGUAAAUCUCUCUUCCAAAGACUAUUCUUGUAAAAUUUUAGAUGAUACAAAACUUUAUCUAUUUGAUUUUGGUUCUGAAAUGUAUAUAUGGUCCGGAAAAUUAUGCUCGAAUGAAGAAAAACGGAAUCUAAUUAGAAAGGCUCGAAAAUUAUGGAAAAUGGGAUAUGAUUAUUCAGAUAUGGAACUGAAUCCAUUUGAUCCCAGAAGAGUUUUAGAAAGUCCUGAAAAAUCGGAAUCUAGACCUGUUUGGUGUCUUUUGGGUAAAGUUACCCAAAACACUGAAACUGUACUUUUUAAACAGAAAUUUUACGAUUGGCCAGAAGAUGAAAUAAAUCAGGAUGUGAGAAAAGAUUCUGACCACAAAAGCGGUGAUGACUUACGAGUAAUUGAACCUCAUAAAUUUAUCAAAGAUGUUCCUGAAAUAUCAUUAAUUCUGGAAAAUUUUAACGUUAGCCGAGGAGAUAGUUUAGUCGAAAGGAGAGAUGGUAUUAAAUGGGAGUAUGUUAUUAAAACUGUAUCGAUUAGCGAAUGGAUUAUUAAAGAUAAAACUACAGCUGAAGUUAAAGAGGAAAAUUUCGGUUGUUUUAAUUUAGAUAGAUCCUAUAUUAUAAGAUGGGUUUAUAAAUGUUCGGCUGUAUUUAAGAGGAGGCAAGAAGUAGAAACAGGUAGAGAUAGAAUUGCUUACUUUUAUUGGCAAGGACCAUUCUCAAAAAGUGAAGAAAAGGGUUUAGCAGCUCUAAAUACUGUUGAAUUAGAUACGGAAAAAGCUCCUCAAUUAAGAGUUGACGGGAGAAAGGAGCCUCCAGUAUUUUUACACUUUUUCAAUGGCGAAAUGGUUAUUAGUUCAAAAGAAAGUGAGGAAAAACGAAUGUUCUUAAUCAGAGGAAGAAGAAAGCAGGAAAUUAACUUUUUAGAAGUUGAUUUUCAUAUGGAAAGUUUUCGAAGUGGCGGUUGUUUCCUUAUUAUAAAUAAAAAGACGACUUCAGCCUACAUAUGGAUUGGACUAAAUGUCAAUGACACUUACGAACAGUUAGCAACCGAUGCUAUUCACAACAUACUGAAGAAUUGCCCCCAUCGAAUUAAUCUUAGUCGAACACCAAAAACUAUAGAAUUAUUUAAAGAAAAGCAGGAAUCAACAGAUUUUCUACGAUUGUUUAACUUUUCAACUACCACUGAGAGACCAUAUGACACUGCAAACAAAAAUUUAUUAAAUCAAAUUACACCAAGAGCCUUUCGCUUAUAUAGCAUUAAAGAGCCUCAUACACCUGAAGAAAUUUUAGCUGUCGAUAGAAUGGCUGAUCAAUUUUGUGCUUUACCUUUUUUACAAAGUGAUUUUUAUAAUUUAAGUGAACAUGAACCUGCAUUGGUGCUUAUUGCCACAAGUGGCAUUGUCUUUUUAUGGCAAGGAUGGAGAAAGAAUGCUGAACAUAAAAGUUCUUUUCAUAAGAAGAGAAGAUUUGCUUUAGAAACUGUUGCAAGAUAUUGCAAAGAACAAGCAGAAGAUGCUCAAUGUAAGAUAAUAUAUGCUGGUUUCGAACCGAUAGAAUUUACAAAUUUAUUCCAAUAUUGGGAAAAAGACGAUACAGCCAGAAAAGCUAAUGAACAGGAUGGAUUUACAAACGUAGAAGACAUUUUUAAAAUGCUAAAGAGUAUGGAGCGAGCUAGGUCUGGAUCCUAUUCACUAAGUGAACUCAUUGCAGGCAAUGUUCCCGAAGGUGUAGAUCUUACUAGACGGGAAAGCUAUUUGACAGAUAAAGAUUUUGAAGAUGUAUUUUCUUGCUCGAAAGAAGCCUUUUAUUCUCUGUCUGAUUGGAAACAAAGACAAAUGAAGAGACAAUUGAAACUCCUUUGA
Dimorphilus gyrociliatus is the source of this 5273-nucleotide messenger RNA. The record is from the annotation of a GenBank genome assembly. NCBI's taxonomy places the organism in Eukaryota, Metazoa, Annelida, Polychaeta, Dinophilidae.